Rotaria socialis is the source of this 570-nucleotide messenger RNA. Lineage: Eukaryota; Metazoa; Rotifera; Eurotatoria; Philodinida; Philodinidae. The record is from the annotation of a GenBank genome assembly.
AUGGGCUUUUCGGAGCGUUUUCCUCGAUGGACUUCAGCGAUUAUAGGUCUGGCUCAACUCGCCUUAACUGCUGCAAUUGUUGGUUUAGAAGUUGGUUCAAAUUAUAUAGAUCUUGCACAUGGAACGAUUUGGGUUGGCUUUUGGGCCGGUAUCAUAUUUAUUAAGACACUACUUUUGAUGCUAUUCAUCACUUGCUGUUGUCGUGGUCGUUGUUGUGCAACGUAUGUUCUGAUAUGGACAAUAUUAAGUGGUGCAUUGGCUUGUAUGAUGAUAUAUUUUGAUCAAAUUUUUAUCAAUGAUCUUUGUAAAUGCUAUUUGGGUGAUAAAUUAUGUUGUGCAGUUCGUGGCAUCGAAUCGUAUCGAGCCAAUUUUUCAGCUAUUUUUGAGGAAUGUGGUCUAGCUAUAGAGCAGGGUACUAUUUCAUCAAAAGUAUGUCCAUCCGUCCCAUAUGGUAAAUUAAACCUUAUUAAAGCUCAACUUGGUUGCGCUGUUGGAAUGUUAAUUACAUGUGCAAUUUAUGUUGUAAUUUAUCUAUUUGCUUGUUUGGGUAUAUGCUUUGGCCAUGAUUAA